This is a messenger RNA of Pelmatolapia mariae (spotted tilapia), 3924 nucleotides long. It is a transcript of the gene slc13a3, whose product is annotated as solute carrier family 13 member 3. Gene Ontology annotation, molecular function: citrate transmembrane transporter activity; sodium:dicarboxylate symporter activity; succinate transmembrane transporter activity. Bases 55 to 1875 code for a protein of 606 amino acids. Gene Ontology annotation, cellular component: membrane. Gene Ontology annotation, biological process: citrate transport; transmembrane transport. The record is from RefSeq and is a predicted model, not a curated record. Lineage: Eukaryota; Metazoa; Chordata; Actinopteri; Cichliformes; Cichlidae. The transcript is spliced from 13 exons.
UUGCUCUCAGCCAGUCUGGACGUUUCCUAAACGGAGCACAACUUCAAGCCAGGGAUGAAAAUAUCUGUACUGUCCAAGAAGCUGUGGUGCGUCCACAAACAGCUAAUCCUUGUGCUCACUCCGCUCGUGUUUCUGCCUUUACUUUUUACUCUACCGGAGAAGGAGGGAAAAUGUCUUUACGUGGUGGUGCUCAUGGCUAUGUUUUGGUGCACGGAGGCCCUCCCUCUUGCUGUCACAGCCAUGCUUCCAGUCUGCCUCUUCCCAACACUGGGAAUUCUUCCAGCCAAAAAAAUCUGCCCUCAGUACUUCAUCGAGACCAAUUUUCUCUUCCUCAGUGGUCUUGUGUUGGCAUCAUCGAUUGAGGAGUGGGGCCUGCAUCGCAGAAUAGCCCUAAAGGUCCUUAGUAUUGUUGGAGUAAAACCAGCCUGGCUCAUAUUGGGAAUGAUGCUGACCUCGUCCUUCCUGUCCAUGUGGCUCAGUAACACCGCCACAACAGCUAUGAUGCUCCCUAUCGCAAAUGCCAUCCUGGAGAGCCUGUUUGGUGAUCUGGAAACCCUAAAACAAAAGUGCAAGUCUGUCGAGGAUCACGAGAAUGCCGUAAUAAACGGUCAGUCUAGUGUAAAGCUGCAUUCACUGCCCUCGAUGCCAUCAGAAAAACAAAUAAUGGCAACAGAAGGGACUGAUACACCAGAACUGACGGACCCGAGGACAGCUGAGGAGAGCCGAGCAGAGGCGCAGUAUCAGCUCAAAGUCUGGAAGGGGUUUUUGAUUUGUAUCCCUUAUGCUGCCAGUAUCGGAGGAACCGCCACACUGACGGGCACAGCACCUAACCUUAUUCUGAUUGGACAGCUGAAAAGCUACUUUCCAGACUGUGAUCUUAUCAAUUUUGGCUCUUGGUUUGCAUUUGCUUUCCCACUCAUGCUCCUCUUCCUGUUUUUGGGAUGGCUAUGGAUUGCAUUUCUCUACGGAGGAUUGAAUACAAGAUUGUGCUUCACGAAACAAGACAGGAGAACCCAGGCAGAAGCCAGAGCCAAGGCACUGAUAAAGGAAGAUUACAGAAAACUAGGGCCCAUAAACUUUGCAGAGGGAGCCAUCUCUUUCUUUUUUGUACUGUUUGCCAUUCUCCUCUUCACAAGGGAUCCAAAGUUUGUAACCGGCUGGUCUGUGUUUUUUAAAAAAGGGUACGUUUCGGACGCAGUCACCGGUGUCAUCAUUGUGUCUAUAUUGUUCUUUUUUCCUUCACAAAAACCUUCUCUGAGAUGGUGGUCCGACCCUCAAGCUCUAAACACUCCUUAUGUGCCUCUCCUAUCAUGGAAAAAAGCCCAGGAGUCGGUUCCCUGGAAUAUCAUUAUGCUGCUUGGAGGCGGCUUCGCCAUGGCCAAAGCUUGUGAGGAGUCUGGACUCGCGUCCUGGAUGGGAGGCCACCUCCAGCCUUUGGCUCAAGUCCCUCCUGCUGCAGCUGUGAUGUUGAUCACUGCUUUCCUGGCUUGUUUCACUGAGUUUGCCAGUAACACUGCCACCAUUAUCAUAUUUUUACCUGUCAUUGCUGAACUGGCUAUUAAUGUCUCAGUGAACCCUCUGUACUUCAUGAUACCUGCCACAGUAGGAUGUUCAUACGCCUUCAUGCUGCCAGUGUCCACACCACCCAACUCAAUUGCCUUCGCAUCUGGACACCUUAUGGUGAAAGACAUGGUGAAAACUGGCUUUGUGAUGAACAUCCUGGGUAUCCUGUCAGUCACUCUGGCAAUGAAUACGUGGGGCAUUGCCAUGUUUAAUUUGAAUACUUACCCUGAAUGGGCUCUCCCAUUUAACAAGUCUGCUCUUGUGACCAAUGCGCACUUAUCUGUGGCUCAGUCGCUUAAUGCCACGUUGUGAUCACACACCAGAUUUUAGCAAGAAGUUAGUAUAGAAGAAGUGUCAGAAGAGUGAGCAGGGAGGAAAAAACUGAAGUAGAUACAGUUGUGAUCAGAAGUUUACAUGCACUCAUCGUGGGCAUGUAUGUCUCUGUAAUUUAGGGCCUUUAAUGAUUUCUUUGAAUUAGAGUUUUUAAUGGGUGGGAUGAUUACACAGCAUACAUUUUUAAUUUUUUUGGUCAUCCACUCAGGGUUAAAACUAUACAUAAAGAUUCACACAUAUACAUAUACCAGCACUAAUAUUGGGUUAAAUGUCUCUUUGGUAGCCAUCAACAAGCUUCUGGCAUAAUUUUGGCUGGAUACUCUUGCUCCAUGGGAAUUUCCCUAUAGACAGUGAGAUAAACUGAGAUAAACUUUUAGGUGAGAGACUGAAGACAUCUACUAAUGAGAGUGAAGAAUACUGUUGAUUGACAUAAAUAAAGUAGUGGGUCACCUAGGCAACCAGGACCUGAAAUGUCCACAAGCGACUAAGUGGCAACUUUAAAGCAAUGCACGACGAGUGAAUCACUUCCCGUUACUGAAUUCCUUAGUUUCCUGUUGUUUUGAGUAUUGCUUAAUUCAGUUAAUAUUGUUGAAUGACUUUUAUGGUGGCAAAGAGAAACUAACAAUUGUAAAUCAAUUACGAUCACAAAUGAGAACAAACCUUGACCUUGUCAAUUUAAGACACUGUAAAAGCUUCAGUACCACGCAUUAAAAGAUUAGAAAAGAUUUAAGUGAAUGUUUGUAUAUAGAUAGAUAAGCCCUUUAUUUGUCACUUGCAUAUGCAGUGCAAUUGGAGCCCUUCCGACCGUACAUACAUUUCACAUACAUCACAUUGGGAAGACGAGGAGAAAAAAGAACUCCACCAGACUGAGCUCCUACAGGAGGGCAGUUUGAGAACAGAAAAAAACACCUCAGCACAGAGAGCACAUGAACACACCAUACAACAUAAAGGACGUGCAUCGGAGGCAUUUGGAGGGGGAGGAGGUGAUUGUAUAUCUGUCUGUCUAUAUAUUUGAGCCUGUACGUAUACUUUUGACUUUAUGUGGAUCAGAGAAACUCCAACGUAAAUUCAAACUUAAGAUAAGAUAACCUUUAUUAGUUCCUUGUGCACCUAAUUCUGGUCGUUGUGUCCUUGGGCAAGACAUUUUACCUACCGCCUACUGGUGUUGGUGAGAGGGGCCGAUGGCACGAUAUGGCAGCCUCGCUUCUGUCAGUCUGCCCCAGGGCAGCUGUGGCUACAACUGUGGUUUGCCUCCACCAGUGUGUGAAUGAAUAGUGGAAUUGUAAAGCGCUUUGGGUGCCUAGAAAAGUGCUAUAUAAAUGCAAUCCAUUAUUAUUAUUAAAAAAGUCUAGUUCAAAGAAAUCAUUAUAAGCUCAAAAUUACCAUGACAUUCGUGCCCAUGAUGAGUGUAUAUAAAUUCCUCACUACAAUUGCAUCUGUACUGUCACAGCCAGAAAACACAUUGUUCCAGCUGUUAAUGAUGCUUUGAAAAUUUUCUCACAUAUAUUUGACUGUCUUUUUAGGGUCUCAAAGGUCUAGAUUUUAAGCUGUGAACAGAUUUGGUACAAAAGUGUUAAGUUUUAAAGAUGAUGAAGCAAUAUAUGAACUCAGUUAAUGAGAGUUGAUGUAUUGCUAAGUUUAAAAACUGCUGAAGUAUUUUACUCUCUGCUUUCUUAAAACUGAAUUAGAGCAACAUUUAACCUCAAACACAUGCUUUGAGCACUGAAGAGUGUUUUAUAUUUUUUAAAUAAUCAGUCAGACUGCAGAGUGUGCUGUUUGUAUCGUUACUACAGACUGACCUCUGCUGGAAGAAGGAAUGAGACUGUGAAUAACACUUUUUAAAGUAUAUAUUAUGGUUAAAAUCACUAAAAGAUUGUUACUUGUUUAUGUUUCACAUGGCACACUGCUAAAGCCAUACCACAUAAACAACAUUUUAAAUCAUUUCCUUUAUUAUAUUAUGAAUCUUGACUAAUGAAUGUGUAACUUUUGUUACAUGGUGAUCUGCACUCAUAUAUUGUGCUGUUAUAA